Messenger RNA from Ceratosolen solmsi marchali, 1836 nucleotides. Its product is annotated as putative fatty acyl-CoA reductase CG5065. Gene Ontology annotation, biological process: long-chain fatty-acyl-CoA metabolic process. The transcript has 7 exons. NCBI's taxonomy places the organism in Eukaryota, Metazoa, Arthropoda, Insecta, Hymenoptera, Agaonidae. The record is from RefSeq and is a predicted model, not a curated record. The coding region runs from base 22 to 1659 and encodes 545 amino acids. Gene Ontology annotation, cellular component: peroxisome. Gene Ontology annotation, molecular function: alcohol-forming very long-chain fatty acyl-CoA reductase (NADP+) activity.
AGGGGGGAAAGAAGCGCUGCCAUGGGCACGACGAAUACGCAGACAUGCGAAACAAUGGGGAGCCAGCGCCGUGAGGAAGGCAAGACCCAGUCCGAGCUCGAUGAGGAAGAGGAGCAUUCACAGGAGCAGCAAUCUGGUCCAGAAAGUCCGACUGACUCGUCCGUAAUCGAGGCAUUUUACGCGGAGGCGAUCGUCUUUGUAACCGGCUCCACCGGCUUCCUUGGUAAGGCCCUUCUCGAGAAACUGCUAAGAUCCUGCCCACGACUCAGCGCCAUUUUCAUCCUCAUUAGACCGAAGAAGGGACGUACGAUAGAGCAAAGAUUCACCGAGCUGAUCGAGAAUCCCGUAUUCGACAGAUUACGUCGUGAGUGUCCAGGUGAUCUGGGUAAAUUGUUCCCGGUUAAGGGCGACGUGAGCCAGCCGGAACUUGGGCUCAGCUCCGAGGACCGACAGAUGUUGAUGCAGCGGGUGAACAUUGUCUUUCAUAGCGCAGCGACGGUGCGCUUCGACGAGCCAAUAAAGACGGCCGUCAAUCUCAAUACCCGCGGUACCGAUCGCGUUGUCGACCUCUGCAAGGGGAUGGUCAACCUCGUCUGCCUCAUACACGUUAGCACCGCCUACAGCAAUGCCGAUCUCCGCGACAUCCAGGAGAUGGUCUACAGCACGAAGGUGAAGCCACAAACCGUGAUGAACAUGUGCGAGAACCUAGACGACGAGACGAUGGCGGUGCUGGAGAAGAAGCUCAUGGGUAAUCAUCCCAACACGUACACGUUGACCAAAAGUCUGGCCGAGCAGGUUAUCCUCACCAAAGGCGUCGGUUUGCCGGCCGUGGCAAUCGUCCGGCCGAGCAUUGUGUGCGCGGCCAUUCAGGAUCCAUACCCCGGGUGGGUCGACAAUGUCAGCGGCAUCACAGGUAUGCUGAUGGAGAUCGGCAGGGGUACCAUAAGAAGCAUCGUCUGCCAGCCACGCUUCGUCGUCGACGUGGUACCGGUUGACUACGUCGUCGAUACUCUUAUCUGCACCGCCUGGCACGUAACCACCAGCAAACCUAAGCGGUUCACCAACGAUUCAUGCGCUCUGCGAGUCUACAAUUGCACCAGCGGCAGCAUCAAUCCCAUUAAGUGGGGAGAAAUCGGGGAAUUGACGCGAAAGUACGCGAUCGAGUCGCCGUCAAAAUACGUCAUGUGGUAUCCUCAUGUUACCUAUCGCUCCAGUCAAAUAUUUCACAAGGUCGCGAUAGCGAUUCUACACUUCUUGCCGGCCUUCGUCAUCGACCUGAUUCUGCGUUUUCGAGGUAGUAAACCAAAAAUGAUUAAUAUAACGAAGCGCACGAUGAGAAUGGCCAAGUCGGGGGAAUUCUUCGCCGUAAAUGAGUGGUACUUUCACGCCGAGAACAUGAAGAAGUUAGUUAAAUGCAUAAAAAGCUCCGUUGUUGAUGGGAGCACUAUGCGUUACAAUAUCGAUAUUACAAAUUUGGAUUGGGAGUCGUAUGUAAAGCAAUACGUACUGGGAAUUCGAAAAUACGUUCUCAAAGACACUCCCGAUUCAUUAAGCAAAGCAAAAAGUAAACUCAACAAGCUUUACUGGAUUCGCAAGAUUACGCAACUUUUUAGCCUUUACGUGCUGGUGAAAAUUAUUUAUCAUGCGAGUGUUCGGUGACGCGUACCAUUUCGCUCCUGCAAAUAAUCGAGCGUUUACUGAAACUUGAACAAUAUGCCGAAAAUGUUAGGUAGUCAUUAUUGAAAUUCAUGAAUGAUUAAACAUAUUCACAUGCAUUUAUUAUGAAAUUAAUUAUAAUUUAUGCUACGAGUUUAUGAUAGAAUGAACGUUUUCUGA